This is a messenger RNA of Drosophila willistoni, 1050 nucleotides long. RefSeq lists its product as uncharacterized. The coding region runs from base 144 to 1019 and encodes 291 amino acids. The record is from RefSeq and is a predicted model, not a curated record. The transcript has a single exon. Lineage: Eukaryota; Metazoa; Arthropoda; Insecta; Diptera; Drosophilidae.
UUAAAAUUCAUUCAAAAUCCUGGCGAUAUCUUUCAAAUACAUAUUCUAUAAAAUAGUGUCUGAAAUAUCUUAUAUAUUUUGUAUAUGUUCAAGCAAUUGGCAGAGAUAAGUGAAAGUUUUUCUUUUGGAUAUCGUCAGCCAUUAUGUCUUUGUCAACCAAAUUCGACAAGUUCUCAUUGGUGCAGUUUGGCGCUGCAUUUAUGUUCUAUGUGGAAAAGCACAAAUUGAUGGAGUUGAUGAGUCGUUUGCUGGCCGAGAUCUCCAUCGAACCAGUGGAUGAUAUCCGUCGCUGGUUGGGUGAAAAUGUACGACGCAUUGGUCAUGAUAUCUAUACGAAAUCAUUGGAUGCCUUUCAUCGUGGUGUAUCAGGUGAUUUCUAUCAGUUGCCCAGGAGUUUCUUUCAUCGCAUAGUUUUGCAUGGGCGUCCAGGUUCAGGUCGUCGUUCACUUGCCCAUGCUCUGGGCCAUCGUUGGGAUUUACUUAUUAUCGAUGCUGAUGCAUUAGCCUAUCACUCCAUCAAUGGAGAGGAUCAGGACAAUGAACAUGUCAAGCAAUUGCAAAAUGCCAUCGAAAAGGAUUGUGUGUAUGGCCGAUCGCAGGCCAUUGGAAAUCUUAUACAGCGGAGAUUGCUCCAAGAAGAUGCCAUACACAGGGGCUGGAUACUCUAUAAUUAUCCAAAUAAUAGUUGUGAGGCUCGAGAACUCUUCGAUGGCUUCUGUGUGCCACCUAAUCGAUUGAUUUACCUGCAAUUGGAUGAACGCAUGGCAAGAAUGCGCAUUAUAACCAAUUCCUAUACACCAAGUCCUCAGUCUAGUAUCACCUAUAUCGAUAGUCAGAUGGAACAGUAUAGCAAAAGCGAGCCAGCCCUGGAUGCCUAUCUCAGCCAUCGCCGUGAAGUGAUCUACAUUGAUGCCAAACGUUGUUUCGAGGAGGUCAAGUGCGAAAUAAUGUCCGAAUUGAAUAAAACUCCGUAUGUAUUGGGUUACAAGUACGGCCAGCCCCCAGCUCGAAUCGAAUAAAUUGACGGACUUGGAGAAAUGUGUUCAAUAA